Molecule: messenger RNA, 2115 nt
Organism: Coregonus clupeaformis (lake whitefish)
Lineage: Eukaryota; Metazoa; Chordata; Actinopteri; Salmoniformes; Salmonidae
Gene: mtf2
Product: metal response element binding transcription factor 2
Exons: 16
Coding region: 321-1985 (554 amino acids)
Biological process (GO): chromatin organization; regulation of DNA-templated transcription
Cellular component (GO): nucleus
Molecular function (GO): DNA binding; chromatin binding
Source: RefSeq, a predicted model, not a curated record
GAAACCAAAAUGGCGAAUGUAUUAGGGGAAAAUGACCCGUUUGUUAUUUUCUAAAAAACCUUUGUAGUGUGUCAUUUUAAGAGAGUUGCAUUUCAAAGAGACUUACCGCUACUCGGACACGAGGCCAAUCACGACCGAGUAUUUCAAUAUAUGUGGCAUUUUGACCCUCCGAACUGACCGAAUGAGAUAUGCUGCUAUGAGACUCAACAGCAUUAGAGCACUUGCCGGUCCACCAGCAGAAAGCACAUUCCCAUCGGCAGCACAAGACGCCAGUGUCCCUGACCAGCGUCGACCCUGCCGAGGAUAGACAUGGAGGGGACAUGGACACCAAGCUCGGCGACAAGUUUAAAGAGGGACAAGAGGUCCUAGCCCGAUGGUCGGAUGGCCUGUUUUAUUUGGGGAUUAUCACUAAGAUAAAUAAGGGGAAGCAGCGCUGUUUUGUGGUCUUUGAAGAUCGGUCAAAGUCCUGGGUUCUGUGGAAGGACAUUCAGACAGGGGACGAAGGAGGGGAGGACAUGGUCUGCACAAUAUGCCAGGAUGAGUGCUCUGAGGAGCCUAACGAGAUUGUCAUCUGCGACAAGUGUGGACAAGGAUACCACCAGCUUUGCCACUCCCCCAUCAUCGACUCCAGUCUGAUUGACACCGAUGAGAAGUGGCUCUGUGGGGAGUGUGUGUUCGCCACAACAACAAAUAAGGGUGCACUGAAGGGUCCCAAAGCCCAGCAGGAGAUGAACCACUCUUUGCCUUAUGCCCUUGAGGACCUGGUGUGGGACCAGGGCCACAAGACUAACAUCCAGCAAUGCUACUGCUACUGUGGAGGGCCUGGAGACUGGUACCUGAAGAUGCUCCAGUGCAACAGGUGUAAGCAGUGGUUCCACGAGGCGUGUAUCCAGUGUUUUAAGACGCCCAUGCUCUAUGGAGAUAGGUUCUAUCUAUUUAUUUGUUCAGUUUGCAAUAGUGGACCGGAGUACCUCAAACGACUGCCUCUUAGAUGGGUGGACGUUGCACACCUGAGCCUCUACAAUCUGAGUGUGAUUCACAAGAAGAAGUACUUUGAUUCUGAGCUGGAGCUGAUGACUUACAUCAACGACAACUGGGAACAACUGCAGCUCCUGGAGCUUUCAGCUACUCCUCAAUCGGACCGAUAUGAAAGUAUUCUGGAAGCACUGAAUAGCAACCACAGCAUGUUCAUGUCGGGGAAGGAGAUUAAGAAGAAGAAGCACCUCUUUGGGCUGAGGAUCCGUUUUCCUCCGGGUCCCCAGAGCUCUGAGCUGCUGGCCGACAGAGGGGAGCCAGAGAGGGCCUCCAACGAGAUCAAGAUUAAAGGCAGGAAGGCUAUCAAACCCCUGACCAACACCAGUGAAUUAACCAAUGGCGUGGUAAAGAAAGCCAAGAAGAGGAAGAAGCAGGGAGGUCACUCCCUGGAGACUCUGGCCAAGCUAAGACGCUCCAGUGAACUCUUGGCGCAGGAUGUGAAGCCACCACUGCAUUCCCACUCGUUGGAUCUCUUAGCCUCUAGUGUCCCCUUUACUCCCAGCAGCAGGAGCGACAGAUCUCUGCCAUCCUCCAGUACAUCAGACGUGGACUCCAUCGGUGCCGUCAGCACCACUGAAACUACCUCAACUAACCUCUCCAGACAGUCCAGCCUGUGUAGCUCCAUUAAGACACGCACGGGCCGCCACUGGCCCAUUGCCAAGCCCCCCCUGAAGAGGAGACGGGGCCGGCCACGACGGGUCCCCCCUCACCACCCAGACCCCCAUGCCCCAGAGCCCCCCAACACCUUGCCGGGGCUCCACUCCACGGACAUAGUGCACGGCCUGGGCCCAGGCGGCCAGCUGUCCCACCUCAAGAGCUCUAUCACCAGCUACUUUGGGGCGGCAGGCCGCCUGGAGUGCGGGGAGAAGUACCGUGUCCUGGCCCGCCGGGUCACCCUGGACGGCAAGGUCCAGUACCUGGUAGAAUGGGAGGGUGUCACCGCCUCCUGAGCGUCUCACAACGCUUACGUAGUUUAUUACGCGUUUACACAGCGCUUAUAAAGCAUUAUACAAUGGGUGGGUCUAAUCCUGAAUGCUGAUUGGUUUAAACCGCAUUCCAGCCAGUGUCUAUUCCACAAGA